Desarmillaria tabescens is the source of this 1770-nucleotide messenger RNA. RefSeq names its product cytochrome P450. Lineage: Eukaryota; Fungi; Basidiomycota; Agaricomycetes; Agaricales; Physalacriaceae. The record is from RefSeq and is a predicted model, not a curated record. Gene Ontology annotation, molecular function: monooxygenase activity; heme binding; iron ion binding. The transcript has 12 exons. The annotation marks the transcript as partial.
CUGUUGGCGUUUCUUCUAAUUGGUGCCCUGGUAUCAUAUCGUCUAUCCCUCCUUUUUAAUCGUCGACGUCUACCUCUCCCUCCUGGACCCAAGGGACUCCUGCUGAUAGGGAACCUGUGGGAUGUGCCCGUAGACUACCCAUGGCUCACCUAUGCUCGAUGGGCUGCUACAUACGGCAACGUCUUGUAUCUGGAUACGCCCGGCAAUCCGACCAUCAUAAUCAGCUCGGUUCAGGCAGCAGCGGAUCUCUUCGAAAAACGUUCUGGGAAUUAUUCUGAUAGGCCGGAUUUCACCAUGUUGAAGCUGGCGGGAUGGAGCAUUAACUUUGGUUUUAUGCGAUAUUCUGAUUGGUGGAGAAAACACCGCCGAAUGUUUCACCAGUACUUCCAGCCUCGUGCGGUUCCGGCGUACUACCCCAUGCAAAUGAAGGCCACGUUGGUCUUGCUCCAACAGCUGCAUAGAUCUCCCGAUGCGUUUGUUAGGCAUGUCCACCACCUUACCGGUUCAGUCGUCAUGAAAACUAUCUACGGAUAUGAUGUAGACCCAAAUGGUGAUCACUUCGUAGAAUUGGUGGAUCAGGCUCAGGAAAGCGUUCACGCCGCGGGGAACAUGGGAGCCUUCCUCGUCGAUUAUAUCCCCAAUUUACAAUACCUUCCGCGAUGGAUGUCUGGUGCAAAGUUCUUGAGCCUUGCGCGCGCGUGGAAAAAAGAUGUCGAGGACAUGGCAGAACAGCCGCUUAAAUAUACGAUAGCAAAGGGCAACGCACCCCCUUCAUUCGUGGCGGAAAAUCUAACAAAGAAGGGAGUGCCAGAGGAUACGAAGCACCUCGAAAUCGUAAGGAAUACGGCUGCAGUUGCCUUUUCUGGUGGAUAUUUCUCCGCGCUUACCGUGUCUGUCAUCCUUUCUACGCUACUCGCUUUCCUUCUGUACCCAGAAGUACAAGCUAAAGCCCAAGCUGAGGUGGACGCCGUGAUCGGUCAUGGCACCCGUCUACCGAAUUUCGAUGACCGCCCGCAGCUGCCCUAUAUUGAUGCCAUCGUCUUGGAAGCACUAAGAUGGAACCCUGUUGCACCGCUGGGUGUUGCUCAUCGUACCAUGGAAGAGGAUGUUUACAGAGGAUAUUACAUCCCUGCGGGUGCCACUGUUAUUGGCAAUGUUUGGGCCAUGCUUCAUGACGAAAAAGACUAUCCUAACCCUCUGGUAUUCAAUCCUGACCGGUUCAUGCCCCAAGAUGGUAAAGAAGUCCAACCUGAGCCCACAGCCGCGUUUGGUUUUGGAAGACGUAUCUGUCCUGGCCGCUAUCUUCCAUUAAAUACUGCUUGGAUUGCUGUUGCAUCUAUGGCUUCGACGUUGUCAUUCUCAAAGGCGGUGGAUUCUGAAGGUCGGGUCAUUGAACCGAGUAAUACUUAUACGAGCGCUUUUGUGAGUUUUCCCGUGCCUUUCAAAUGCAUGAUCAAAGCGCGUUCGGCUGCCGUGCAAGCGUUGUUAGAUCAGGAUGGAUGACACCCUUUUUGAAUUAACUGCUUUGGUCGGAAGUCUGAUUUACGUUCCUGGCCAUCGUAGCGUGCGAUGAGCCUUUAGUAUCCCGAAGUUGGUGUAUGUGCUACCGGGUUUAUUUCUUUUUGAUCUUUUAAUACUCGUCCGUGCGGACUUUUGUACGACUAAGCAUUGUGCCCAUCGUUAUUACUGGUUCUUCAUAGAGUAUAUGCAAAGGUCCCUGUAUCUGUACUGAACGCAAACGAAGUAUAGUUUCGAGGAAAGGUUUCAGAA